CAGGCGGCCAUCGACGCGGCCCGGCAGGCCAAGCUGAUGGGCAGCGCGGGCAACGCCACCAUCUCCACGGUCAGCUCCACGCAGCGGAAACGGCAGCAAUACGGGAAACCCAAGAAGCAGGGCAGCACUGCAGCCACACGCCCGCCCCGGGCCCUGCUCUGCCUGACCCUGAAGAAUCCCAUCCGGAGGGCGUGCAUCAGCAUCGUGGAAUGGAAAUAUCCUUUACCAUUUGAAAUAAUUAUUUUACUGACUAUUUUUGCCAAUUGUGUGGCCUUAGCGAUCUAUAUUCCCUUUCCAGAAGAUGAUUCCAACGCCACAAAUUCCAACCUGGAACGAGUGGAAUAUCUCUUUCUCAUAAUUUUUACUGUGGAAGCAUUUUUAAAAGUAAUAGCCUAUGGACUUCUGUUUCACCCCAACGCUUACCUCCGCAAUGGUUGGAAUCUACUAGACUUUAUCAUUGUGGUUGUAGGGCUUUUCAGUGCAAUUUUAGAACAAGCAACCAAAGCAGAGGGGUCCAACGCUCUAGGAGGGAAAGGGGCUGGAUUCGACGUGAAGGCGCUGAGGGCGUUCCGCGUGCUGCGUCCCUUGCGGCUGGUGUCUGGAGUUCCCAGUCUCCAGGUGGUUCUGAACUCCAUCAUCAAGGCCAUGGUCCCCCUGCUGCAUAUCGCCCUGCUCGUGCUGUUUGUCAUUAUUAUCUACGCCAUUAUCGGCCUGGAACUCUUCAUGGGGAAGAUGCACAAGACGUGCUACAACCAGGAGGGGAUAACAGAUGUUCCAGCAGAAGAUGAUCCUUCCCCAUGUGCGCUGGAGUCAGGCCACGGGCGGCAGUGCCAGAACGGCACCGUGUGCAAGCCUGGCUGGGAUGGGCCCAAGCACGGCAUCACCAACUUUGACAAUUUCGCCUUUGCCAUGCUGACGGUGUUCCAGUGCAUCACCAUGGAGGGCUGGACGGAUGUGCUGUACUGGAUGCAGGACGCUAUGGGCUAUGAGUUACCCUGGGUGUAUUUUGUCAGUCUGGUCAUCUUUGGAUCCUUUUUCGUUCUAAAUCUGGUUCUCGGUGUGUUGAGCGGAGAGUUUUCCAAAGAAAGGGAGAAGGCCAAGGCCCGGGGAGAUUUCCAAAAGCUUCGGGAGAAGCAGCAGCUGGAAGAGGACCUCAAAGGCUACCUGGACUGGAUCACUCAGGCGGAAGACAUCGACCCCGAAAACGAGGACGAGGGCAUGGAUGAGGAGAAACCCCGAAACAUGAGCAUGCCCACGAGUGAGACCGAAUCUGUCAACACCGAAAACGUGGCUGGAGGUGACAUCGAGGGAGAAAACUGCGGGGCCAGGCUGGCCCACCGGAUCUCCAAAUCGAAGUUCAGCCGCUACUGGCGACGGUGGAAUCGGUUCUGCAGAAGAAAGUGCCGCGCUGCGGUCAAGUCCAACGUCUUCUACUGGCUGGUGAUCUUCCUGGUGUUCCUCAACACGCUCACCAUUGCCUCCGAGCAUUACAACCAGCCCCACUGGCUCACGGAGGUCCAAGACACGGCCAACAAGGCCCUGCUGGCUCUCUUCACGGCCGAGAUGCUUCUGAAGAUGUACAGCCUGGGCCUGCAGGCCUACUUCGUGUCUCUCUUCAACCGCUUCGACUGCUUCAUCGUGUGCGGGGGCAUCCUGGAGACCAUCCUGGUGGAGACGAAGGUCAUGUCUCCCCUGGGCAUCUCCGUGCUGAGAUGCGUCCGCCUGCUGAGAAUAUUUAAGAUCACCAGGUACUGGAACUCCUUGAGCAACCUGGUGGCCUCCUUGCUGAACUCCGUGCGCUCCAUCGCCUCCUUGCUCCUUCUCCUCUUCCUCUUCAUCAUCAUCUUCUCCCUCCUGGGGAUGCAGCUGUUUGGAGGAAAGUUCAACUUUGAUGAGAUGCAGACCCGGAGGAGCACGUUCGACAACUUCCCCCAGUCCCUCCUCACUGUGUUUCAGAUCCUGACCGGGGAGGACUGGAAUUCGGUGAUGUAUGAUGGGAUCAUGGCUUAUGGCGGCCCCUCUUUUCCAGGGAUGUUAGUCUGUAUUUACUUCAUCAUUCUCUUCAUCUGUGGAAAUUAUAUCCUACUGAAUGUGUUCUUGGCCAUUGCUGUGGACAACCUGGCUGAUGCCGAGAGCCUCACAUCUGCCCAAAAGGAGGAAGAAGAAGAGAAGGAGAGAAAGAAGCUUGCCAGGACUGCCAGCCCAGAGAAGAAACAAGAGGUGGUGGAGAAGCCAGCAGUGGAGGAAACCAAAGAGGAGAAGAUUGAGCUGAAAUCCAUCACAGCUGAUGGGGAGUCUCCACCCACCACCAAGAUCCAUAUGGACGACCUCCAGCCCAAUGAAAAUGAGGACAAGAGCCCCUACCCCAAUCCAGAAGCUACAGGAGAAGAGGAUGAAGAGGAGCCAGAGAUGCCUGUCGGCCCCCGCCCACGACCACUCUCUGAGCUGCACCUCAAAGAAAAGGCAGCGCCUAUGCCAGAAGCCAGCGCAUUUUUCAUCUUCAGCCCCAACAACAGGUUUCGCCUCCAGUGCCACCGCAUCGUCAACAACACCAUCUUCACCAACCUGAUCCUCUUCUUCAUCUUGCUCAGCAGCAUUUCGCUGGCUGCCGAGGACCCGGUCCAGCACACCUCCUUCAGAAACCAUAUUCUGUUUUAUUUUGAUAUUGUUUUUACCACCAUUUUCACCAUUGAAAUUGCUCUGAAGAUGACGGCUUAUGGAGCAUUCCUGCACAAGGGCUCUUUCUGCCGGAACUAUUUCAACAUCUUGGACCUACUGGUGGUCAGCGUGUCCCUCAUCUCCUUCGGCAUCCAGUCCAGUGCAAUCAACGUCGUGAAGAUCCUGCGGGUUCUGCGAGUCCUCAGGCCCCUGAGAGCCAUCAACAGGGCCAAGGGGCUCAAGCACGUGGUUCAGUGCGUGUUUGUCGCCAUCCGGACCAUCGGGAACAUCGUGAUCGUCACCACGCUGCUGCAGUUCAUGUUUGCCUGCAUUGGGGUCCAACUCUUCAAGGGAAAGCUCUACACCUGUUCAGAUAGUUCCAAACAGACCGAGGCGGAGUGCAAGGGUAACUACAUCACAUACAAAGACGGGGAGGUUGACCACCCCAUCAUCCAGCCGCGGAGCUGGGAGAACAGCAAGUUUGACUUUGACAAUGUCCUGGCGGCCAUGAUGGCUCUCUUCACCGUCUCCACCUUUGAGGGGUGGCCAGAGCUGCUGUACCGCUCCAUCGACUCCCACACGGAAGACAAGGGCCCCAUCUACAACUACCGCGUGGAGAUCUCCAUCUUCUUCAUCAUCUACAUCAUCAUCAUUGCCUUCUUCAUGAUGAAUAUCUUCGUGGGUUUCGUCAUUGUCACCUUCCAGGAGCAGGGGGAACAGGAGUACAAGAACUGCGAGCUGGACAAGAACCAGCGACAGUGCGUGGAAUAUGCCCUCAAGGCCCGGCCCCUGCGAAGGUACAUCCCCAAGAACCAGCACCAGUACAAAGUGUGGUACGUGGUCAACUCCACCUACUUUGAGUACCUGAUGUUCGUCCUCAUCCUGCUCAACACCAUCUGCCUGGCCAUGCAGCACUACGGCCAGAGCUGCUUGUUCAAGAUCGCUAUGAACAUCCUCAACAUGCUCUUCACCGGCCUUUUCACCGUGGAGAUGAUCUUGAAGCUCAUUGCCUUCAAACCCAAGGGUUACUUUAGUGAUCCUUGGAAUGUUUUUGACUUCCUCAUCGUAAUUGGCAGCAUAAUUGACGUCAUUCUCAGUGAGACUAAUCCAGCUGAACAUACCCAAUGCUCUCCCUCUAUGAACGCAGAGGAAAACUCUCGCAUCUCCAUCACCUUCUUCCGCCUCUUCCGGGUCAUGCGUCUGGUCAAGCUGCUGAGCCGCGGGGAGGGCAUCCGGACGCUGCUGUGGACCUUCAUCAAGUCCUUCCAGGUAGCCGCCACCCCCUUCCCCGCCGGUGUCCCUGGAGCCCAGGAUGACCCCUGGGCCCCCUGGAUGGAGCUCUCGCCAGAGGGAGAAACAGGGUCCCUCUCUGUCCACGGGUCACUGAAUACCUCUUCCUCCCUCUGCCAGGUCUUUGGAAAGAUUGCCCUGAAUGAUACUACAGAGAUUAACCGGAACAACAACUUUCAGACCUUUCCCCAAGCUGUGCUGCUCCUUUUCAGGUGUGCCACGGGCGAGGCCUGGCAGGACAUCAUGCUGGCCUGCAUGCCAGGCAAGAAGUGUGCCCCGGAGUCCGAGCCCAGCAACAGCACAGAAGGGGAGACGCCAUGUGGCAGCAGUUUCGCCGUCUUCUAUUUCAUCAGCUUCUACAUGCUCUGUGCCUUCCUGAUCAUCAACCUCUUUGUGGCUGUCAUCAUGGACAACUUUGACUACCUGACAAGGGACUGGUCCAUCCUGGGUCCCCACCACCUGGAUGAGUUUAAAAGGAUCUGGGCAGAGUAUGACCCUGAAGCCAAGGGCCGUAUCAAACACCUGGAUGUGGUGACCCUCCUCCGCCGGAUUCAGCCCCCCCUGGGUUUCGGGAAGCUGUGCCCUCACCGCGUGGCUUGCAAACGCCUGGUCUCCAUGAACAUGCCUCUGAACAGUGACGGGACAGUCAUGUUCAAUGCCACCCUGUUUGCCCUGGUCAGGACGGCUCUGAGGAUCAAAACAGAAGGGAAUUUAGAACAAGCAAACGAAGAGUUGCGGGCAAUCAUCAAGAAGAUCUGGAAGCGGACAAGCAUGAAGCUGUUGGACCAGGUGGUGCCCCCUGCAGGUGAUGAUGAGGUCACCGUCGGCAAGUUCUACGCCACGUUCCUGAUCCAAGAGUACUUCCGGAAGUUUAAGAAGCGCAAAGAACAGGGCCUCGUGGGCAAGCCCUCACAGAGGAAUGCCCUGUCCCUGCAGGCUGGCUUGCGCACACUGCAUGACAUUGGGCCCGAGAUCCGACGGGCCAUCUCUGGAGACCUCACCGCCGAGGAGGAGCUGGACAAGGCCAUGAAGGAGGCUGUGUCCGCUGCCUCCGAAGACGACAUCUUCAGGAGGGCCGGUGGCCUGUUCGGCAACCACGUCAGCUACUACCAAAGCGACGGCCGGAGCGGCUUCCCCCAGACCUUCACCACGCAGCGUCCGCUGCACAUCAACAAGGCGGGCAACAGCCAGGGCGACACCGAGUCGCCCUCCCACGAGAAGCUGGUGGAUUCCACCUUCACCCCCAGCAGCUACUCGUCCACCGGCUCCAACGCCAACAUCAACAACGCCAACAACACGGCCCUGGGCCGCCUCCCCCGCCCCGCCGGCUACCCCAGCACGGUCAGCACCGUGGAGGGCCACGGGCCCCCCUUGUCCCCGGCAAUCCGGGUGCAGGAGGCGGCGUGGAGGCUCAGCUCCAAGAGGUGCCUCUCCCGGGAGAGCCAGACCGCCAUGGGAUGUCAGGAGGAGGGGUCUCGGGACCAGACUUAUGAAGUGAAGAUCAGCGAUGACCCCGAGUCCCGCAGCGAGCCCAGCCUGCUCUCCACGGAGAUACUCUCCUACCAGGAUGAUGAAAAUCGGCAACUGACACCCCCAGACGAGGACAAGAGGGACAUCCGGCAAUCUCCGAAGAGGGGAUUCCUCCGCUCAGCCUCACUAGGUCGAAGGGCCUCCUUCCACCUGGAGUGUCUGAAGCGGCAGAAGAAUCAAGGAGGAGACAUCUCUCAGAAGACAGUCCUACCCUUGCACCUGGUUCAUCAUCAGGGCUGUCCACUCCCCCUGUGUAGUGAGAGCCUUAGCAAGGUCUGCAGUGUCGCAGGAGCCCGGCCUGUCUCCCUCACGGUGCCCAGCCCGGCCGGGGCCCGGGGGAGGCAGUUCCAUGGCAGUGCCAGCAGCCUGGUCGAAGCGGUCUUGAUUUCGGAAGGACUGGGGCAGUUUGCUCAGGACCCCAAGUUCAUCGAGGUCACCACCCAGGAGCUGGCGGACGCCUGCGACAUGACCAUCGAGGAGAUGGAGAGCGCGGCCGACAACAUCCUCAGCGGGGGCGCCCCGCAGAGCUCCAAUGGCACCCUCUUACCCUUUGCGAACUGCAGGGACCCGGGGCAGGACCGAGCCGGGGGCCAGGAGGACGCGGGCUGCGCGCGCACCCCGGGGCGCCCGCAGAGCGAAGAGGAACUCCAGGACGGCAGGGUCUACGGCCUGUAGUCGCCGGGGCUGGGGAGAUGCUGGGUUUUUUUUAUUUGUUUCAAUGUUCCUAAUGGGUUCGUUUCAGAAGUGCCUCACUGUUCUCGUGACCUGGAGUUAACCGGAACAGCGUCUUCAUUCAUUUCUGUGGGGACAAGACGCAGAGUCGGGUGGUGCCCAGAGCUCGCUCUUGGGGGCCCGGGAGGCAGCAGUGCGGGGUGUGUCCCAGAGGUGGAGGGGUGAGCAGGGGGCGGCAGAUCAGGGAGGGGCGCGAGGGAAGAGACGCCCGUCCUCUCCUUGCAUGCCAUGCCCUGCGCCUGAACCAGCAGCCGCCUCUGGGGGAGAGAACCCCAGCUUCCUGCGCGCCCUCACCCCCAGGACCCUCUAGCAAAUGGGUGUCUUUCAACUUUGCUUGUAAAAAAAAAAUCAUUUG
Molecule: messenger RNA, 6565 nt
Organism: Carlito syrichta (Philippine tarsier)
Lineage: Eukaryota; Metazoa; Chordata; Mammalia; Primates; Tarsiidae
Gene: CACNA1C
Product: calcium voltage-gated channel subunit alpha1 C
Exons: 46
Coding region: 37-6153 (2038 amino acids)
Biological process (GO): calcium ion import across plasma membrane
Cellular component (GO): voltage-gated calcium channel complex; membrane
Molecular function (GO): high voltage-gated calcium channel activity
Source: RefSeq, a predicted model, not a curated record